CCGCGGCGGCGCCCAGCGUGCGCCUCCCUCUCGCUGGCUCCCGGCUCGGAGGAGAGUUCGACCAUGGACGGGCUCCGGGCUAGUGCGGGUUUGCUGAGGCGCGGGCGGCUGAGACGCCGGCGCCAGCCACAGUCACACAGCGGGUCGGUGCUGGUCCUGCCCCUGAGGCCCAGGAAAAUCCGCAGGCAGCUCAGGAGAAGUGCUGCGUCCCGCAUGGCGGCGCUGAGGGCCCAGACGCUGCCCAGCGAAGACUCGGAGGACUCGCGGGUGGAAUCGACCGUGGACGGUCCCCGGGACCCGCCGCCUGGAGGGGCGACGGCCACUCCGGAUGCGGCCCGGCGAGAGCCGUACGGCCACCUGGGCCCUGCCGAGCUGCUGGAGGCCUCGCCCGCGGCCCGCUCCCUGCAGACCCCGCCGGCGCGUUUGGUGGAGGCGCAGACCCCGCCGGCGCGCCUGGUGCCCGCUUCGGCGCCGCCCUCGCGCCUGGUGGAGACCUCGGCCCUGCUGUGCUCUGCCCAGCACUUGGCGUCCGCGGCCCCCGCGACGCUGUCGGGGUCGCAGGUGGGUAGCACCGGAGGGGAGCCAGCCUGGGACUCCCCAUUGCGGCGCGUCUUGGCCGAGCUGAACCGCAUCCCCAGCAGCCGGCGGCGGGCAGCACGCCUCUUCGAAUGGCUCAUUGCGCCCAUGCCACCCGAUCAUUUCUACCGGCGCCUGUGGGAGCGGGAGGCGGUGCUGGUGCGGCGGCAGGACCACACCUACUACCAGGGUCUGUUUUCUACCGCCGACCUGGAUGCCAUGCUGCGCAACGAGGAGGUGCAGUUUGGGCAGCACCUGGACGCCGCACGCUACCUCGACGGGCGGCGCGAGACCUUGAACCCGCCGGGCCGGGCCCUGCCCGCUGCCGCGUGGUCCCUGUACCAGGCCGGCUGCUCCCUGCGCCUCCUUUGUCCCCAGGCCUUCUCGACCACCGUGUGGCAGUUUUUGGCGGUGCUCCAGGAGCAGUUUGGAAGCAUGGCGGGCUCCAACGUUUACCUCACGCCCCCCAACUCGCAGGGCUUUGCCCCCCACUACGACGACAUCGAGGCUUUUGUGCUGCAGCUGGAAGGUCGGAAACUCUGGCGCGUCUACCGACCCCGGGUCGCGACUGAGGAAUUGGCCCUGACGUCCAGCCCCAACUUCAGCCAGGAAGACCUUGGUGAGCCGGUGCUGCAGACCGUGCUGGAACCUGGAGAUUUGCUCUAUUUUCCUCGGGGCUUCAUUCACCAAGCCGAAUGCCAGGAUGGGGUGCACUCCCUCCACCUCACCUUGUCCACGUACCAGCGCAAUACCUGGGGUGACUUCUUGGAGGCUGUACUGCCUCUGGCGGUGCAGGCUGCCAUGGAGGAAAAUGUGGAGUUUCGUAGGGGACUGCCCCGAGACUUCAUGGAUUACAUGGGGGCCCAGCAUUCGGAUUCGAAGGAUCCUCGAAGAACUGCUUUCAUGGAGAAGGUGCGGGUCUUGGUUGCCCGCUUGGGACACUUUGCUCCUGUCGAUGCCGUGGCUGACCAGCGAGCCAAAGACUUCAUCCACGAUUCUCUGCCUCCCGUGCUAACUGACAGGGAGAAGGCACUAAGUGUUUACGGGCUCCCAAUUCGCUGGGAGGCAGGCGAGCCUGUGAACGUAGGAGCCCAGUUGACAACAGAAACGGAAGUGCACAUGCUUCAGGAUGGGAUAGCCCGGCUGCUGGGCGAGGGAGGCCAUCUGUUUCUCUAUUACACAGUGGAAAACUCCCGUGUUUAUCACCUGGAAGAGCCCAAGUGCUUGGAGAUAUUACCCCAGCAAGCUGAUGCCAUGGAACUCUUACUCCGCUCCUACCCCGAGUUUGUGAGGGUAGGGGACCUGCCCUGUGACAGCGUGGAGGACCAGCUUUCCUUGGCCACCAUGUUGUAUGAUAAGGGGUUGCUGCUCACCAAGAUGCCUCUUACCUGAACUAGUUUCUCGUUGAUUGCUGGAAACAAGGCAGCAGUGAUGACUCUUUCCUGCCACCACCACCUUGUUCUGGAGGGGAAAAAACUCACGUUCUUACCUUGAUGACCAUCGUUGUGCUCACACUUACCUUUAGGCCUGCUGCAGUGUCAAAAAACUCAGAGGAUGUUUUAGGAACCACCACAUCUAGGCACAAAAAUAAAAGCAGAAGUUGGAGGUGGAAAAAAGCUAUUUCUGCCCAAGUAACCUUGAUCCCUGAUCAUUUCAGAAUACGAACUUAAUCAUCCACCUCAGGCUUCAGUGUACUGUGUAGCACUUGCUGUCGUUCUGCUUGAGACAUGAGUUUUUAUUGGGAAUUGCUUUGCAUCCUUAAUUUGAGUUCUCAUUCAUCAGUUUGGGGGAGGGUUGGGUUGGAAGAAACUUCCCCAUAUCUGGCAAGUGAAUAUUCUCAUGUUGGUGGAAAAGAGCCUGGUGUACCAGAGAGAGCAUUGGACUUGGAACCAGAAGACCUGGGUUUGGGGUGGUGGCUGGUAGGCAGCUGGCUGAAUGACCUGAGGCUGCUGCUACGCCUGGGCGCACAGAUUUUGUAAGUAUAUAUUGGUCCAGAUUGGUGUCUUCACCUCAUUAUUUAGAUUUUAUCUGGGACUUUUAAGAUCCUAUCACCAUAACUGAUAGGUUCAGUUACAUAAAGUUGAGAACUUUAUAAAGUCUUUUUUUUAAAAAAAAAAAAUAUUUUUAUUGAUUUUAAAGAGGAAGGAAGAGGGAGAGAGAGAGAGAGAGAAACAUCCAUGAUGAGAGAGAAUCAUAGAUCAGCUGCCUCCUGCAAGUCCCCCACUGGGGAUCGAGCCCACAACCCGGGCAUGUGCCCUUGACCAGAAUCGAAACUGGGACUUUCAGUUCCCAGGCUGACGCUCUAUCCAAUGAGCCAAACGGGCUAGGGCUAAAGUCUUUCUUUUAAAGUUGUAAAACCAUAGAUAUACCUAAUAUGAUAUCUCUCCCUCCAACCCCACUUUUCAGAGGUAACCACUAUUAAAGGUAAGCCCAUAUGGUUUUUUUGGUGUGUUCUACAUUAGUUUUUGUUUUGUACUUGUUUUUCUAAUGUCAUUUCCCCCCCCUAACUUUCAAAUCAGUUCAAAUAGAGCUCCCUCAUUCAUUUUUUUUAAAGGGAUAAAACAGUAAAUAAAAGCGAGGUGGGGAGGUGUAGCGGGAGGAAAAAAAUAACAGAAGGACGCAGAAGAAGCCCAAUAAAGAAAAGAGGUAGUAGCCUUUCCUGGCUCUCAUCCUACAGGACUCAUAAUGAAGUCACAAAACAUGCAGAUCCUGCCCAGCCAGAGUGGCUCAGUGGUUGAAUGUGGUCGACCUGUGAACCAAGAGGUCACAGUUCAAUUCAGGGCACAUACUUGACUUGCAGGCUCGAUCCCCAGUAGGGGAUGUGCAGGGGGCAGCCAAUCAAUGAGUCUCAUCAUUGAUGUUUCUACCUAUCUUCUCCCUCUCUGAAGUGAAUAAAAAUAUCUUUUAAAAAACAACCCCACAAAAACAUCCAGAUCCUAAAAGCAUCGGACUCACCCCUGGAAAACCUACCUUGAAAAGUUUCUUGAAGAAAAGUAUGUAGUUUCUGUGGUUUUUGCCCCUCUUUGGGUUGCAAGUAAAUAUGUUUUGCUUCCCCCUUUACUUUUUUUAUGACCUUCUCUAUCUUGAAUAUUUUCUGCGUCAGCAAGUCCUUUUGAUUUAGUGUUUGAAUCUAGAUCAAAACAAAUAAUAUUGGGGAAAAACAACCACUAGGCUACAAAUCAUCAAAAAGCAUUAGUGAAGUAACUUAGUGCUCAUGCUUGUUAGUAUUAGGUGGCACAUAAAUACCAGAGAGCAUUGUUCUCUUGUGAUAUUGGUGGGACAUUUUUACAUUUGUUAAUGAAAAAUUAGCUUUUUGUGCCUGAUGAAAGCAAUCUGCUACGAAAUGUCUGCUUGGUGUGAGGUUGGUUUUUUGAAUUAUAUAUGAAGAAAGAAUCUUCUACAUUUUUAAAGUCCUUUUCACUCUAUUUCUUCCACUCCUCUAACAGCGUUGAAAAAUUAGAACCACCUAUUCAGCUAGAGUGUUCUUUUGGUGACAGAGCCCAGAUCAGGAAAGUUUAGAAGGAAAAAGAAAACGUAGGAGGCCAGCUCCAGUCCCUCAUUCCUUCAUUAUACCUAUCUGGGGGGGAAAAACAACAACUUUGGUUUAGGAGAUGGUGAGGAGAAAAUAGGAAAGGAAGGAAACUAUUUUAGAAACAACAACAAAUCCUGAUUUUGAGAACUACUUAAUAGAACUAAUAGGAUUUUGGUUUUGUCUUUUUACUAAGGGGAUUUUAUAAUCCUAUUUUGCACAGAUGUUUUGUGUCUUCAAAUGAUGUGGUAUCUGCCCUAACUGGUUUGGCUCAGUGGAUAGAGCGUCAGCCUGCGGACAAAAGGUCCCAGGUUCGAUUCCGGUGAAGGGCAUGUACCUUGGUUGUGGGCACAUCCCCAGUAGGAGGUGUGCAGGAGACAGCUGAUUAAUGUUUCUCUCUCAUGGAUGUUUCUAACUCUCUAUCCCUCUCCCUUCCUCUCUGUAAAAAACCAAUAAAAUAUAUUUUUUUUAAAAAACUUGUAUAAAAAAAAAUGAUGUGGUAUCUGUCUAGGAUUGUAGAAAAUACUUCCCUGAUGGGGGAAAAUGGUGUGUACACAUGCUUUAGGGGCAAAAAGCAUUUGAAGAAUUCUUGCAAGCCCUGAAUUUUCCCUUGAAAACACAACUUGUAUUUAUCUACCCUGUUCUUGACCUCCUGAAGCAUUUCUUUGUUUCCUUCACGUUCUAUCUUGAGUAUCUUCAUUGCCUGGUGAAUUUCCCUGAAAAAUAAGAAAACUUCUUAGAUUGUUUCUAUCCUUUAAAAAAGCAUGGGGUGGAAAAUACAGGACUUGGAAUCCGUCAAGAAUCCUAAAUUCCAAUCCUAACUAUGCACUUUUGCUGUGCCUUAUCCUCAAGUGGUAUGAUGUUUAACUUUUAAGGAUGUUACUUAGUUUGUGAGAUGAUAUAUUUGAAGGUACUAAUAAAUACCAUUUAUUGAAUGUCUUUAUGACAGGUAGUGAACAUUAAUCACCACAAACCCAUAAAAUGGACUAUCGUCUGCACUUGAUAUAUGAAG
Messenger RNA from Myotis daubentonii (Daubenton's bat), 5117 nucleotides. It is a transcript of the gene RIOX1, whose product is annotated as ribosomal oxygenase 1. NCBI's taxonomy places the organism in Eukaryota, Metazoa, Chordata, Mammalia, Chiroptera, Vespertilionidae. Gene Ontology annotation, molecular function: histone H3K4 demethylase activity; histone H3K36 demethylase activity. The record is from RefSeq and is a predicted model, not a curated record. Gene Ontology annotation, cellular component: nucleolus.